Molecule: messenger RNA, 1533 nt
Organism: Asparagus officinalis (garden asparagus)
Lineage: Eukaryota; Viridiplantae; Streptophyta; Magnoliopsida; Asparagales; Asparagaceae
Exons: 5
Coding region: 1-1533 (510 amino acids)
Molecular function (GO): zinc ion binding
Source: RefSeq, a predicted model, not a curated record
AUGUCCAUAAAGAAUUUCGAGUCUACCCACACCUGCGGUCAACAUGGAGCAAAUGCUGGCAACUCAAGGGCAUCAAGGAAGUUCAUUGCUAGCCAAAUACAAGCUGUUUUGAAGGUUAGGCCAGAUCUUCGUGCGGUCGAUAUCAAGAACGACAUGCUCUCUAAUUUUGGCAUCAAGAUUAACUACAGUAAAGCGUGGUGGAGCAAGGAGACAGCUCAACAGGACCUGUUCGGUGACGAUGAUGAGGCUUACGAUUCACUGAGAUGGUAUGAAUCCAUGGUGCAUGCAACUAAUCCAGGGAGUCGUGUUGUUAUUGAUGCUGAUGACGGGAGGUUCAGGCGACUGUUCAUUAGUUAUAAUGCCUGUAUUGAAGGGUUCAUUGCUGGGUGUAGGCCUCUAUUGUUUUUGGAUGGAACAUUUAUUAAAGAUCGUUACAGAGGCAUACUACUUAGCGCUACUGGGUAUGACGGCAACCAGGGAAUAUUUCCCCUAGCUUAUUGCGUAUGCGACCAAGAGAAUGAGGUUAACUGGAAAUGGUUCUUACAAGGAUUAUGGACGUUACUGUAUGAUAGGGAAAAUCCUUACCAACCUCCACAUCGACUGGUAAUGAUUUCAGACGCCGACAAGGGUAUCAGGGCAGCAGUCGAGGAAUUCUUUCCAGAUGCAUUCCAUUCAAGGUGUGUUCUGCAUCUAGUCGAGAAUUUCAAAAAAAAGAUGAAGGAUUUUGGGCACAAGGCAAAUAUCGCGACUACGUUGGGCGAGCUGUUACAAUCUGCGGCUUAUAAGUUCACAAUAUCUGAAUGGGAUAAUGACAUGAAAGAAUUGGCAGCGAUCGAUCACAGGGCUUAUGUCACUGUAAUGGAAUACUCCCCGGAGAGAUGGGCAAACGCGCAUUUUCCUGGUAUAAGGUAUGGCCAUGUUACUUCAAACGUUGCUGAGUCCUUCAACAGCUGGAUAAGAAAGGCACGAUUGUUGCGAAUCUUACCUUUGGUUGAGACCAUACGGAAGCAAAUAAUGGAGCGCAUGCAUGAAAGGAGGCUAUUGGGUCAGAAAUGGUCUGGAUACCUAUGCCCGGAAGCGGAGUUGGUGCUGAGUGAUAACAUUCAGCAUGGUAGCUGCUUGGCGAUUAAACAUUCGACGGAAGAUAUUGUGGAGGUCGAGUCCAAUAAAACUUGCCGCGUAGAUUUGAAGAAUCGGACUUGUUCUUGCAGGUCCUGGGACAUCACCCGCAUUCCCUGCAAACAUGCGUGCGCUGCAAUUACAUGGAUGGGACGAGAAAUUUAUCAAUAUUGCGAUUGGUACAUGACUGUUGUUGCGUUCAGAGCAAGCUAUGCACCGAUCAUCUAUCCCAUCCCAGAUUACGAGAAGCGCUUUCGCCCUCUUGUGGAGAGGUCCCUUGCUGUUAUUCAGCAGCGUUUGGUUGUCACGGUCACCGGCGUAUAUUCUCUGCUACUGCAUUCAAUGUUCCUCCUAGUUCCCAAGGAGAUAGCUAACCUUAACAACAGGGAGCUAACGUUAGCAACCAUUCCAUAG